UUCAGGUUAUCGGCAAGAGGUAGCAGCUAUCCCAUAAUGGCAGUGAGAUGAAUCUUCCGGCCAAUGCCCGUGUUACAUUUCGGCCGUGGCUACUGCUAUUGGUUAGUCUGCGUGUAUGGGCGGAGCCUAGCCCCACGUGCCCAAAAUUGUCUGUCAAUCCGAGAUGUCCCUGCUAUAAUUUUGAAAAUGGAAUCUUCUUGGAGUGCCCUGGACCGACGAAAGAAACUAUUCAACAAGUCCUUCAGCUUAUCAGCAGUCCCAUCCAAUCUCUUAGUAUCUAUGACUUGGACAAGUCGGUGACGGUCUUGUCAGGCGACUUCUUCCCGACGUUUACUAAAAUCAUCCAACUACAGAUUUCCCAAAGUAGCUUAAAGAUAUUACAGGAAGACGCUUUUUCGUCGAUUAAAGUAAGUCUUGAAUCAUUAGGUAUAGUAUCCGGCAAACUAGAACAGAUACCACAAAAAGCAUUAACAGGAUUAACAGUUUUGAGGUCAUUGGACUUAGAAUCAAACGAGAUCACAGAUCUCCCGAGUUAUAGCUUUUAUGGUUUACAUUUGACAAAAGUUACAAUCAAAGGAAACAUGUUGCAGCGGACAUCAGAAUACGCUUUUGCGGGCCUUGAAGGUACGUUAACAGAAUUAGAUUUGUCAGAAAACAAAUUGAACUUCUUCCCGAUGGCUUCUUUAAGAAGAUUAGAACAUUUAAGAACAUUAAGAUUAGCAUGGAACGAAAUCGGAUCCAUUCCUGAUGACGGAUAUUCAAAACUGCAGGGUCUGACAUUUUUAGAUCUCAGUUCAAAUAACUUUGAAACCAUUACCAGUGAUGCCUUCCGUCCAUUACCAUCAUUAAAAACUCUGUCGCUUUACUACAAUGGCAUUGAGACUAUCGACAAAGAAGCCUUUGUAGCUUUACAGAGCCUUGAGUCGAUCGAUCUCAGUCACAAUAGAGUAGUAUUUCUUGACGCGGUCACUUUCAAGGCAAACAAAAGACUACGAACAAUAGACUUGAGCCACAAUCAUAUACAUUACAUUAACGGGGUAUUUGAAAAUUUGCCAGAUCUCAGAGAAUUAUUUUUAUCAGAAAAUAAUAUACUAGAAGUUCCAAAAGACGCUUUUACUAAUUCAGUGAUGCUAACGGUUAUAUAUUUGCAGCAAAAUGCUGUCAGAAGGAUAGAUGAGGAAGCUCUGACGUCACUAACGUCAUUGACUCAACUGUUUUUAAGUGAGAAUUUUAUUGAGUACUUCCCAUGUAAUCUGUUAAACGGAAGUACUCAACUGUUUUCGUUAAGCCUGGAUGGUAAUUGGAUUCAAGGUCUGCAGCCGGGGACGUUUCAAAGGGUGAAUGAGCUCAAAGAACUUCGUCUUCAGAAUAAUCGGAUUACCAAAAUAGAAAGAGGAGUUUUCGAACCGCUACCAAAUCUAUUAGAGCUCCAUCUACACAAUAACCUCAUAACGACUAUUGACUCCGGAGCUUUUCACAGCCUUCAAAGUCUUCAACACGUUAAUUUACAAGGCAAUCUAUUAACAUCGCUGGGGGACGUGUUUUUACACGAGUCCCCAUCCCUUGUGUCGAUUCAACUCGACUCAAACGGACUGACCUCUCUCCACAACGACUCACUGCGAGGCCAGUCGAGCGUUCAGAUCAUGUGGCUCGGUCAUAACAAGCUCAUCAGACUGGAUCGUGCUCUCUUCAGAGAUCUAUUGCUGAUUCAGCGUGUAUACCUCACGAACAACAGUAUUUCGCAGGUGGAGGAUGGAACAUUUGCACCUAUGCAAGCGCUCAUGUUUUUAGAUUUAAGUGUUAAUAAACUAAAGCGCAUUUCAGUUAAGACAUUUGCAGAUCUUCAUGAGCUAGAAGAAUUAUAUCUGUGGAGUAAUGGAAUAAGACAUAUCGAAGCUAAAGCCUUAACGUCACUGAAGAAGUUGAGAAUCCUAGAUUUAUCCGACAAUGAAAUUAUAGUUCUGCAUGACAACAUAUUUCAAGAAGGUCUACCUAUACGUCUUUUGAAUCUACAAAAUUGCUCUAUUUCCAAAAUUGACAAAGGUGCUUUUAGUGGUCUCAACAAUCUUAAUGAACUAAAUUUAGAUAACAAUCGUUUGGAUGCAGCAUCACUUAUGUAUUUAAACAUUCCAGGGUUAAGAGUCUUUAAAGCGUCCGGUAACAAUCUAUCAGAUAUUAAUGUCAACACGCUUCGAGGGUUGCCUUUGCUGCAGUAUUUAAGUAUGGACGAAAAUAGCAUUUCUUCAUUACCAUGGAACGUUUUCGGAUUCAAUAGUGAUCUGGUGCGUUUAUCACUUGUUGGUAACCUACUAACUAAAUUGCCUGUGAAUAUUUUUAAACAUCUCAAAAAUCUUCGUGAAUUGCGCUUGAGUAACAAUAGGAUUGACGCUUUUCCGUAUGCAGCCAUAAAUGAAACAGUUGGCUUAGAAGUUUUGGUGCUUUCCAGUAAUAAAUUAGCUAGUAUUGACGUAUCAAAGCUGUCUGGAUUAUAUAAAAUAAGAGAUAUUCAACUACAAGACAACGUUAUAAGUUCUCUUUCUGGGUUCGCCUCAGCUAACUGGAGCCAUCUAUUUUCUUUUGAUUUAAGCAAAAACCUGUUGUCAGCUCUUCCAGCGAACUUUCUUCACUUUGGAGCAACAGUCAGAAGACUGGACCUUUCACAGAAUAGAUUUCGCCAAAUUCCUACGACUGCACUGUCUGAACAGAAUUUAAGGUCACUAAGUUGGUUGAAUUUAACGCUUAACCCGUUAAUACAAGUACACGAUCUGUCAUCGCUUCGGCUUUACCCUUCUCUUGAAGAAGUACAUAUCAGUGGAACCAACCUAACCAUUGUGACUAGCAAAGACUUCGAGGCCUUCCCCUCUCUACUACAUUUGUACUUGAGUAAAAACCGCAUAUCAAGGGUGUCCCCAGGUGCUUUCAAAUCCCUUCCAAAUCUUAUCACCCUCGAUAUUGGAAUAAAUGAAUUAGAGCUAAUUCCCCAAGAACGUUUACAGGGAUUGACUCAUCUUAGACUUUUGAAUCUCAGCCAUAACCGAUUAAAGGAUUUAGAAGAAUUCCCAAAUGACUUAAGGUCACUUCAGAUGUUAGAUCUUUCGUUCAACCAAGUGACGAGAAUCGCCAAAGGAACAUUUAGGCACUUAGAAAGUUUAGCGGAACUUCACAUAUAUGGAAAUUGGAUUUCAUCUGUGGCUGGAGAUUCGUUUAAACCACUAAAAAAACUGAGAUUAUUAGAUCUCAGCAGGAACUAUCUAGAAAACUUGCCCCUUAACGCCUUCCGUCCAUUGGAAACUCAGAUCCGAAGUUUAAGAACAGAAGAAAAUCCACUACACUGCGGAUGUGAGCAGCAGGAACUAUGGGAAUGGUUACGAGAUCAUCAGAAGCUGGUUGGCAUCACGAAGUCUGGCUUACGCUGUGAACAACCACCCGAACUUCGAGGGAUGUUGUUUCUGGAGCUGGAACCACCCAGGUUCUGUUCAGCUCCUCUAGUCCUUAAGCUCGCCAUCCAGGACAUCCAGCCUUUCAGUGUCCUUGUGUCCUGGCAAAGUCGUAAUCACUCAGGACUUCACGGAUACAGAGUCGCUUACCAUGCCUUGGAUAACUUAGGACCUGGUGGAAAAGACGCAGUCCGAGGAAAGUUCCUGGACAGAGCUGCCCGGUCUGUGAAGCUAGUACGCCUGGCACCGGACACCCGCUACCUUAUUUGUGUCCUUGGCUUGGGUAACUGGGGACCUCCCCUCAACAGACAGCAGGCCAACAUGAGCGGCGAUGUGUUGCUGGGCGAUCCUGUUCCACACUUGACAGACUCGCAGAUGAGUCGAUGUACCGAGGUGAGAACACUAGAAGGUGAGGAGGGUCUGGAAAAUCUCGACAGAGGGAGAGGGUCUAUUCUUACCCGCCGCCUUGGCCUCAUUAUUGGCAGCUGCAUGGGAUUCGUUGUUUUCAUUGUAUUGGUAUCCAUUCUAGGAUAUCUGAAGUUAAAGAAGCAGAGAGAGGUGGCCAAGCGUGAACAACCUGGGCCCGCAGAGUAUUUGUCCUACCGGCACUUCUCCUUGCAAACCGCAGAUCCACUGGGCCAAGGCCAUGGCACUUCGAUUUUGAAUUCCUAGCCCUUAUACGACCCUCAACAUGAGAACAGCCUGGGCACGCAGAGUACCUAUAGUAUCGGCACUUCCCCUUACAGAACGCCGAGCCGCUGUUCCACGCUCACUGCACAUCGACUUUGAAUUCCUAGCCCUUGUACGACCCUCAACAUGAGAACAGCCUGGGCACGCAGAGUACCUAUAGUAUCGGCACUUCCCCUUACAGAACGUCGAGCCGCUGUUCCACGCUCACUGCACAUCGACUUUGAAUUCCUAGCCCUUGUACGACCCUCAACAUGAGAACAGCCUGGGCACGCAGAGUACCUAUAGUAUCGGCACUUCCCCUUUCAGAACGUCGAGCCGCUGUUCCAUGCUCCCUGCACAUCGACUUUGAAUUCCUAGCCCUUGUACGACCCUGAACAUGAGAACAUCAUAGGCACGCAGAUUACCUAUAGUAUCGGCACUUCCCCUUACUGAACGCCGAGCCGCUGUUCCACGCUCACUGCACAUCGACUUUGAAUUCCUAGCCCUUGUACGACCCUCAACAUGAGAACAGCCUGGGCACGCAGAGUACCUAUGAUAUCUGCACUUCCACUUCCAAACCGCCAAGCCGCUGUUCCACGCUCAUGGCACCUCGACGUUGACCUUCCAACACAUAUACGACCUUGAAGACGAGAUGAAUUUUGGUCUAUAUAUCUAAACUAUAAAAAGACUAGUUAAAAUGUCCGUAAAUAAUGUUACGUAGUGUAAUAAUUUAUUUGGAAUCGAACUAAUAGUUAAGUGUGUUACAAGUUACAUUAAGGAUUAAUGAGUUUAUCGAAAAUAUAUAUCUAAAAUCUGUAACUAUGUGAAAAGUAACGAUUUUAAGUACAAUAUUAUCAAUGAAACUAAAAAAGAUAUUCAUUGUUUAAUGUCUACAUUUCUUAUAUUUGUGAGGUAAUAGUUAUAACAUUACUUUAAAACGCAAAAGCUGCUGAUGGUAAGCUAGAAAGGACAUUUUAUGAGCACAAAUUAUUUUGCUAAUGUUUCGUGUAACCAAGUAAAUUGAAAUAAGCAUGUUUAAUCUAAUUUGCUGUGGAAUAGAACACAAAAAAAUUAGAACUAUUCUGGCGCCUCGAAAGGUUUUACUGAUCUACAGUUGUAUGCACGGUAUCAAAAUAAAAAUAUUUUUAACGGUAAUACGCUCCUCUGAGUAUAGACCAAUAAGGUUCUUCAUCAUCAUAACACGAAUGUGUAAGGCUGUGACUAAUACAAACUCUCGUUUUUAUAAUUAGUUCGUAAUAUUAGAUCGUUUUAUUUUGGGAAACACGUAAAUAAAACUCCUAUUACCACGGCCAAAGAGUGAUCUCGAAAUAUUUUAUUCAUUACCGUUAAAAAAAUAAUAACAUGACUUUUAUUGGGAGUGAACGAAAAGAGUGUUUGUUGAUGUGUUUUUCCUCUAAACCUGUUAACAGUACUUAAUUCAUAUUUUUAUUAUAUUUUGAUUUUCCAUAAACCUUUUAGAAAUUUGAUUAAUAAAAACCUGGAUUUAAAUUUUGUAUCUCGCUUUAUUAGUAACAUAUAAUGUGAAACAUCUUCAAAUGCAUUCAAAUUAAAAUAAAAAGAAUUGGCACAUAACAUAAACCUAAUUGACCUGUUGUAUUUUACAAUAUUUCGUGAAAAUAUGUAAUAAAACAGGUGUUGUACUUAAUUCUUGCAUAUUGCACUUCAUUUAUUAAAAUAAGGCAACAGUCAGACACAAAAUUGUAAACCAGCUAUAACAAAAUUGUAAACCGGAUAUACAAAAAUUUUAACGGUUUUGCUAAAGAUGCUCCUUUCGUUUCCAACAGCUGCCAGUAUAGCUUAAGUGCGUAAAUGAUGUCGGUGCUAGAGACAAUUACUUAUUGUGUGUCCGAGUUAAGGUAAGUAAUAUAUAUCUGUAUUGGUAUCUGUAAAAGUCGCUUCUCUCCUCCGAGGUAUUUUCUAUUUUAUAUUCUGAAAAUAUUAAGUAUAUUCAUAUGACGAUUGUUAUUUUAUUCGAAUAUUCUCCUUAUAGUGUAUAGGGGAUUAAUAAUUGGAACACCAAUUCACGAUAAAUGUUACACUUAUAGUUUUACAUGGACGUACACUUUAAACCUCACUUUUCCUUAUCAAUGUCGUGGAACAUGUUGUACAUAUUUGCUCAAUCGUCUAUGUGGGACUGGCAUUUCAUUGACUGUAACUGAAAAUACCGUAUGGGUGUAUAAGAUGUACUAACACUCUCAUAUAACUUUUAUACCUAUAAUUUUGUCGUAAUUUUAUUAAAUUUUGUACAGUUAAAGUUAUAAUACCUGGCUACUUUUUUAUGAAUUUUGUACAUACGGAGCCCAAAAAACUGCUUAUUAAAAAGUAAACCAAAUUAUAUAUAACAUCUCCAUGAGUUUAACCUAGAUUGACAUAUAAGUUGUGACAAAUAUUUGCAGAAUUUAAUAUAAUGAUACUUAUUUUAUUGUUAUUACUUUUCCUUAAAGGAAACUUUUAUUUUUAUUUGUUUUAUAAAAACAGUUUAAAAGUUUAUUGUGCAAGUCUAUAUUUAUAUAUAAAUUAAAUGUUAGUAAAUACUGUUAUUAAAAACAAAGUUAGGGUAAUUGUUAUACGGCUUGGACUCAAACUCAAUUUUAAAAUUAAUGAAAUUUUGAAACCACGUGUUUCAAACUAUUACAAUCCUAGACCUGUAACGAGAACUGGCCAUGCAUUUUAUGUAAUUUUUCAAAUAUUAUAAAUACUUUAUUAGAAAUAUAAAUGAAUUGAAAUAUAAUGGUAUAUUAUAGGAAUCAUUUCAAUCAAACGACUAUUUAGGAACACGAGUUAUAUUUUGUAAUAGUAUUUUUAAGAUUUGGCUUACUAACGUAUUUUCCAUAAUUAAUGCAACAUUUCUACUGCUAUAUCCAAUUAAAUUAAAUUCCUUGUAUGAAUAGUUAUACCUAGCUCAACCAGUAUUGUAAACAGCAAAGUUAACAUCUUCCGUAUGUUUUAAUAUAGAAUAUUGAAAACCUGCCUAAAUUCUUUGAAUUAAAACUUAGUACAAGCAAUGUUGGAGUCGUGUAUUGAAAUAUAUACAUAUUAUAUAGAAUAUAUACGUAUAUUUUUUUAAUUGUACAAUUUGUAUGAGUGUUAAAUUAAACAUAUUCAUAGAAACUCAUAUGAUUUAAUCUGAAAAGAGAGUACGUAAUGACGUUAAAAGGUUUUGUAAUUAGGUAGUUACAGUGGUUGUUUAAAAGAUCACAGCAUAUUUAUUUUGAUCGAAAGCUUUGUAAUUAUGUUAAAUUUUUGAUGUCAAAGGUAUUAGUAGUGAAAGUUGUUAUGUUUAAAUCCAAUAAAGCGAUGGCUAAUGUUGAAAUUUA
Molecule: messenger RNA, 7444 nt
Organism: Homalodisca vitripennis (glassy-winged sharpshooter)
Lineage: Eukaryota; Metazoa; Arthropoda; Insecta; Hemiptera; Cicadellidae
Product: protein artichoke
Exons: 4
Coding region: 48-4109 (1353 amino acids)
Cellular component (GO): extracellular matrix
Molecular function (GO): protein binding
Source: RefSeq, a predicted model, not a curated record